GCCAAAUCACUAUCUUUCUUGAGAGCUUUAUUCCAAGCAGGACGUGCGUGAAGCCCAUCCCACUCCGUUCCCCAAAUCCUGUGCGCCCGCUGUAGCCCGCUGUAACGCAGGAGGCGUUUGGCGCUGGAUUUGCCGGCUCCCUCGCAUUCAGCCUCUGUAAACCCCCCCCCAGGUGUGCUGCUGCCCCUUUCUGUAGGCAUCGCGGCAGACACAAAGGAGCUCGCUUCACUUUCCCCCUGUCUAUUUGUGAGGCGACCGAGCUGAUCCGCGCCCGGCUCUCCGCUGGAGCUCCGUGGGGCUGCGGGCGACGUGAAACCCGCCCUCCGCUCGGACACUCGGCUGUGUCGUGUUUCGCCUGUAAGCGAGCGGCGCGGGCUCAGCUGGACUAUCGAUAAGUUUCUGAUCAGAUCGAUGGUCGUUGCGUCAGCGUGCAGGGAGGGGGGGCGGAGAGUCUGAGCUGCCAAAUUGGCCCGCGAGCGAGCCGAUCUCUUAAUGGACCGCUGAAUUGUUAAAUGCCACAGCUGAAGAUGAAUGUUGGGAUUUCUCUCCCGUGAUACAACACAGCCUAUCUGGAGCCGCAGCAGCCGCCUGCCCGACGCGUUUAUGCAGAGCCUUUGCAGGGUCAAGAUGCAGUUCCGGACUGUGCUGGACGUGAAAGUCGUGGACGUGGAGAAGAGGCGCAAUCCCUCUAAACACUACGUAUAUCUCAUCAAUGUCACCUAUUCUGACAACACCUCCCACAUCAUCUACAGAAGAUACAGCAAAUUCUUUGACCUACAGAUGCAGAUACUUGACAAGUUCCCAAUUGAGGGAGGGCAGAAGGACCCAAAGAAGAGGAUCAUCCCAUUUCUCCCAGGCAAAAUCCUGUUCCGGAGGAGUCAUGUGCGAGAUGUGGCCAUGAAGCGGCUGCGUUUCAUCGACGACUACUGCAGGGCGCUGGUGCGACUCCCCCCUCAGAUCUCUCAGAGCGAGGAGGUGCUGCGCUUCUUUGAGACAAAAGCUGAGGACAUCAACCCCCCAGUGGAGGACUAUGGCUCCAAGCGCAAGUCGGUAUGGAUGUACGGCUUUACAGACAGCCCGAGGAAAGAGGCCUCAGGGAUUGACAGCUCGGAGCCCAUGGUGUUGGAGCAGUACGUGGCCGUGGCCAACUACGAGAGGCAGGAGAACUCGGAGAUCAGCCUCAAGGCCGGCGAGACGGUGGACGUGAUUGAGAAGAGCGAAAGUGGCUGGUGGUUUGUCAGCACAGCAGAGGAGCAGGGCUGGGUGCCGGCCACAUACCUGGACUCCCAGAAUGUAACCAGAGAUGAUUUGGAUCUGGGCACUUCCAGGACUGGAGAAGUCACUAAGAGACGCAAGGCACAUCUGAAGAGGCUGGACCGCCGCUGGACCCUUGGGGGUAUAGUCAACCGCCAGCAGAGCAGAGAGGAGAAAUAUGUGACGGUUCAGCCGUACACCAGUCAAGGAAAAGAUGAAGUCAGCUUUGAGAAAGGGGUCACCGUGGAGGUCAUCCAGAAGAACCUGGAGGGCUGGUGGUUCAUCAGAUACUUAGGGAAAGAAGGCUGGGCCCCUGCCUCCUAUUUGAAAAAGGUGAAAGAGGACUUCUCCCCUCGCAAGAAGACCCUGACAGGCCCCGUGGAGAUCAUCGGCAACAUCAUGGAGAUCAGCAACCUGUUGCAAAAGAAGUCAGUCAGUGAGAAGGACAUCCAGACGGAUGGAGAUGGAAGCACCACACCGGAACGCCACAUCUCCAAGAGCGAGAUCAGCCUGCCCAUGCCCUAUAACUCUGAAAUCAAUGCCGAGACGGGCAGGAGGCUGAGUGCAGGCCGUGACACCAACAGCCCCUGUCUGGGAAUAGCAGCGAGUGCUGCCCUAAAUGAAAAUAAAGGAAGAGGCGAGCCAGGGUCCCCAGCUGUUGCGAGAGUGGCACCGCAUAGAGUGGAAAUUGGAUUUGAUGCUAUAGGGUCUCCGAAUCUGAGACAAAAACCUCCCCCAAGAAGAGAAACCAACUUGGGAUUCCAGUUACCCAAGCCACCAGAGCCCCCUGCUGUGGAAGCAGAGUAUUACACAAUAGCAGAUUUCCAGUCCUCGAUCUCUGAUGGCAUCAGUUUCCGUGGAGGACAAAAGGCUGAUGUGAUAGAGAAGAACCCUGGAGGCUGGUGGUAUGUGCAGAUUGGAGAGAUGGAGGGCUGGGCCCCCUGCUCCUACAUUGACAAGCGCAAAAAGCCCAACCUCAACCGUCGAACUAGCACCCUGACCCGCCCCAAAGUGCCACCCCCAGCUCCGCCUGUCAAAAAACAAGACUCCGAGGAGGCCCCCCCUCCUUCUAACUCUGCCUCUAAAGUCUCAGAGCCGCCGAGCAGGCCUGUGUACGAAGAACCUGAGUAUGAUGUACCUGCUAUUGGGUGUGAAGGCGAAUCGGACACAGAUUCCCUGAAGGAUGAGCGUGCCCUGGAUGUGAAGAUCAGCAGCGUGGUCAGCGACAAAUAUCGCAGCUCCCCUCCUUCCUGCAAGGCCUCUCCUCCUGUCUGCAAGGCGUCCCCUGUGUUCACUCAUCGAAGAGCUUCCUUCAGGUCUGUAGAGGAGGUUGCAAAAGAGGAGUGUAUCUAUGAAAACGAUGGUUUCAGGCGAAGCAGCGGCGUUGAAGGAACAUCAGUCAAAGGUUCCAGUGAGCCAAAUUCCCCCAGGAGCUAUCAUUCAUCCACAGUCCCACGCAAACCCUCUGGAUCCUCACCUUUAGCUGGUAGACCCAUGAAAACCAUAACACCAGAGAUGAACCGAAGAAGCCAGACCCUGGGCAGACACAUAGAUAUCAGCCUCAGGUCGCAGGACAACAGCCCCCACUCUUCAUCAGAUGAAUUAAGCAGAGGCCCGAAGAAAGGCCCUGCCUUCAACCGGGAUGUGGAGCAGAGAAUAGGCCAGAGCCCCUCCACCAGACCCAAGCCUUCUGUCAGACCUAAACCACUUCUGACCAAAUCAGAGCCCCAGAGUCCAGAGAGGAUGGAUAUCAGCUCUCUGAGACGACAGCUGAGGCCUACAAGUCAGUUUCGACAUGGCCUCAAAUCUACUCGUGGGGACGACUCUGAAACGGCCUCUGUUAUCUCAUCAGAGGACUCGAUGUGUUCGCGCAGUACCUCAGAUCUCUCUUCUGUUUACUCCAAAGGGAGCCGUGGUGAUUCAGACGUGGAAGGCCCCAAUCUCUACCGCUCCCUGGACGCCUAUAAGAAGGCCCAGGACUCUGAGAUCAGCUUUCCGGCUGGGGUGGAGGUCGAGGUUUUGGAGAAACAGGAGAGCGGCUGGUGGUACAUCCGUUGGGGAUCCGAGGAAGGCUGGGCUCCCUCGUACUACCUGGAACCUGUCAGACAAGUGGGUGAUGCAAGUGGGUUAGAAUCAGAUGGACACGGGAGUGGUGGGAGUAAGUCCAACAGCCUGGAGAAAAACGAGCAACACGUGUUGGCCCUCAAUAACAUCAAUAUUCAGGGUCUGAGUCAGCAGCAUCAAGGCUUGAGGAGGAACACUCCACCGAUUCCUUCUAAGCCUCCUGGUGGCUUCUCGAAGCCAUCCGGGAUGGUUAAUGGAGGUGUUCGGAUGAGGAAUGGGGUACGCCAGGUGGCUGUCAGGCCUCAGUCUGUAUUUGUGACCACAACACAGCCAUCCAAGGAUGGGCACUACAUGACAGGGUCUCUGAGGCGAAAUGACUCUCUUGGCAGAAGUGAUCAUCACUAUGGCUCUGGUUCUGCCACUCUUGGUGUGCGCCGGAAUGCCUCCUUCAGUACCGUGCGGCCACAUGUGGUUGUUGAAAGUCAGACACGGCCUGCCGAGCGCUCCAGCUUGGGGUCUUCAGGGAGCUCAUUCAGCACAAGCAAUGUCCAGGAUGCCCUUAGCAGAGUUAACCAACGCAACGGCAUUCCUGUGUCCACCGUCCGACCCAAGCCCAUAGAGAAGAACCAACUGAUCCACAACAACCUUGGCAGGGAUGUGUACGUGUCCAUUGCUGACUAUCGUGGCGAUGAGGAAACUAUGGGUUUCACUGAGGGCACCUGUCUGGAGGUUUUGGAGAGAAACCCCAAUGGAUGGUGGUACUGCCAGGUGCAGGACAGCCUGCUUCCCCGCAAGGGCUGGGUCCCCUCCAACUACCUAGAGCGGAAAAAAUAAAACCAACCCCACAUCCUCCCCCUACAUUUCCCCCCACCUCCCCCUUUUAUUGUCUUCAAGGACGUGGGUGGCAUCAAUUCUUGCGAAUGUUACCCGCAAUUUCCCCUAAGCAAUAUGUCCUUGAAAAUGAACAUUCAUAAAAAGACUGUGUAAAAAGAAAGAUGUUUUAAUCUGAAAAGGAAGGACACUUUUAGUGCUGGUUUACUAAAAUGUAUUUCAAGACUAGUGUAAAGAUUUAAAAUAUUUUGGCUGGGAAUGAGAGACAGAAACAUGGGAUCGGUCACUCUUGAGUGAGGAAAUUUAAGAGGACAGUGUCUUUGAGAAAUAAAAUGGUAUGAAUGGGAGUAAUAACCUCUUAAAGAGGUUUGCAUCAUGUAAUACAGGAGUUGAGCAGGGUAAUGGCUAUGCUUAUUCCUGCCCAUCACUGACUAUGAUGGCCGAUAAGUGCCUUUUGUAUUUGUUCACCUGAAUAGAGAUCCUAAAUGGUGGAUGGCAAAACAUUAAAUCAACCAAAUCUUUUAAGAGUGCCAUAGGCCUAUGAACACCACCAAGAGUAUUUCCAUUACCAAUUAAGAGCUCCACUAUACAGUGCAAACAAAGUGCAAAGUUUCCAUUUAAAGUGCUCUAAUUGGUCCAACGCAGAUUAAAGAAAGAAAAACUGACAUUUAAGGAACUCAAUUCAGCAUAGAAUUUAUUUGUUUGAAGCCACCAAGUCAUCAAGCAAACAAAAACAUUUUAAUCUCGUUAUUAGAAUUUUUAUUUAGUUUCAUUGUUCAUGUUAUAAUGUCUUGUGUUGAUGCAAGUCUUCCUUAGAGAAUUAUUUCUGCUUUCUUGUGACAUCUUUUUUCCACCAAGAGCCUAGAAUUGGAAAAGUUAAAGCUCCUGCUUCAUGUCACACACCAUCUGACACUGGUAAAAUAUAAAGUAAGUGCUUAGGUUUGAUAAAUUGGCAUACUUUUGUCAUAGAUCCUCAAGUCCAAGAAAAAUGUUAAUAUUCAUGUUGUUUUAAUCCCAGAGGUAACUAUCUGGGAUAACAAAUGUAUAAUGAAAAACCUGUAAAACUUGAAAAUAGCAGAUAUUUUAGUUUCCUGGAAAAUCAAAAGAACAACUUGUAACUUGAGUGCUCUCCAGAACAAAGCCACCUCCUAUCUGAGUAGCUAAUAACCUCAAAAGAUCAAAACAAUUAGUUUACAAAGGUGUAGGUUUACUGUAGUGCUUUUAGUUCCAGGAACAAUGGAUUUUGUAUAUAGUUUGUUUUGUAGACAUAAUGAUACCGCUGUUGCGGAGAUGUGUUGAAUAAGUACUGGAAAUGUGGUGAAAUAAUUGAAUCCCAGGGACAUAUUUGCACAGCAUUUAGCCCAAAAUGUGAUCAAACCAAAGAGAGUUUUUUGUGAUUUUACUAUUUAUUUAUGGUACAAGUAAUACAGUAUAUUCAACAAAAUGCCUAAUACAGGGUGUCUGGAAGCACUUGAUACAUUUUCUCAAAAUUAUAGAUCUAUGAAACAAGAAGUAAGCAAGGGAAUUGUAAUUAGAUAUUGCUGUGCAAGUAUUAGGGUUGGCAUUAAAUAGCAGACAACAUAGUUUGUCAACUUGUUUUUUCAUAUCUUCCAUUAAAGUCAGGGUUCAUAUCCUGUAAAAAAUAUUUGGCAAUCACCUAAGUUAAGUUAGAAAUAAUAAUAAUGUUAAGUUAAUAAUAAUCCUCCCCCAAUAAGAAGUGAAAUAUGAGAAUUUGAAGUUCUGAGCUAAAAUCCAACUUUUAAAAUUCAAAUGGCUGAUGUUCAAGACUGCUGAAAUACAUUUUCUAACAGACGGUGUGAGCUCUCUGUACGAGGCUGAACACUAACUUUUCAUUAUGUUUCUGCUGGACAGUAUCAUAGUAUUAAACAAAGUACAGUACCUGCUAGAUCGCAGUUAUCUAUUUUAGCGAAACCAUAUUUGUGUCUUGUCUGUUCGUUUUGUUGUUGUGAUCGCACAGUGACAAUAAUGAGGGACGAAGUGGUUCUGUUUUGUGAAUUAGUGCACUUUAAACCCGUUUUUAUGGUGCAUUAAUGUAAAGAUGCAGUAAAUACUCAGCAUAUUAUUUAUUCUUUUUUUGUAAUUAUUUAAUUUCUCUCUAUUCUUUUUUCUUUAAACUCACCUCAAAUGAGAGGUGGAACUCUACUAUGAGUUCUGAGAUCAUGGCAAAGUUAGAGUAGAAUUGGAGGAACAGAGCCCUCUUGUGGGAGGUCACAGGUACUACAACAGGAUUUUUAUCCCCUCCACAAGGCUUACCAGCUGUCCUACCUCAGUGCAAUAAGAAAUGCACUGCUGGUCAGUGAGUCUCACCAAGAACUGUACAGAAAUUUAAUGUUUUCUAUUUUCUUUUUUUUUUUUAAUCUAAGUGCAGCUAAGAAUAUUUUUGUAGCACGUGUUUUGUAUUGGGCAAUAAUUUAUUUUUUUUUUAAAUAAAAAAAGUCUUUUUUUUUUCUCUAUGCUGUGUGCUGCAACUUUAACAAAUCAUGGGCACUUCCUUCAUCUUUAUUGUGCUUUACAUAAUGCCUGAUUUUAUGUGUAUUUAUUAUGAAUAGUUCUAUAUCUUAUCAGGGUUUGACAAUCACCGUAUCCCCACAUUCAAAAUAUUACUGUAUAGCAUUAUACAGAUUAUCAUUCUCACGCAAACUAUACUCCACUGAACUGAAUAUUCAAAAUGCAGACACAGCGGUCAGCGGACAUUCAAAAGCAACAUCAUUUAGUUGUGAGGUAUUUUUUAUUAAUUUUAUUAAAUAAAAAUUAAAAGACGUACCUAUAAAUAAUGAGAUAAAAAUUAGGACUGGAAUAUUUGCUGUCAGGCCCGUUUCCAUCCAGACGAAGGCAUUAUGUAAAUGUGUUGAAUCACUUUUAACAUUUCGCUCCAGCACGUAUUAUUAUUGCAUAUCGCUUUUGUUUGAUCAAGCUGAAUUUACUAAGCUGAAACAGCAAGGGAAUCGUUCUGUCAGGCAUACAUUUAGCUUACGUCUAUCUUCAUUCAUGCUUUUAUCUUCUUUUUUUUUCUUUUUCUUAUUUCCCCUUUUUGUCAAAUUCUGAAAUAUACCCCUCGAGGAAAUGUGCAAUAGAUGAGAAGCACAUCACACUUCAACAAGAGGAAAAAACAUUGCAGGUCUAGAGAAACGUGAAUAAUGCCAUUACAUCUGUUGGGAGUAGAUAUUCCCAGUCAAACUGCCAGUCAUGAGCUUUUACCCUCAUUUCAAGUGUAUCUAAAAGAGCAGAUGUGAAAGGCCCUAAAAGCAUCGAAAAAAACUCAUUGGACCAAAGCAGCAGACGUAUGUGACAUCUCAUUAUUACCCUGACGUGAUGGACUUUUAUAAUUACUAACACGAGAACCUCUGCUCCUCCUGCCCCGGAUCAGCAGUGGACAGUGACUUGUGAAUGGCAUGGUAGAAGCCCACUGACCCGUUCUGUAUGGACAUUACAGCCAUCUGGGGUCUUCUUCACAGAUGGAGAGUCAUGGGCCCAUCAUCAGGGGCCUCAGUGGCCCUGCUCUGAGCUGUCACGUUCGUGCCUGAAUGGAAUUUUGAUAGUUUCUUGUUUUUGUGUUGUUGUUGUUUCCUUUUUCUUCAGAUUUUUAUUCUGUGUGUUUUCCCACUGGAGUGUGUCCUCUCUGCACCUACGCGGGUGCCUCUGUUGACAUUUACCCCACCAUUGUCAAACCAAGUCAGACUUUUCCCCCUCACCAAUCACCGUGGUCAAGGUGACAUUUGGAUCCGUCGGCGGGAGAGUCUCAGCGGUAAACAAGAGAGCGUGGAGAUGAACGCUCCUUCAGGCCAUUUCACUUCAAUCCAUCACUUCCAGGAUGUACGCCAAAAAUAGAAAAAACCUUUAUAUUUCUCUUUGCUGAGCCCCAGGCAGGCCUUAUCGAUGUGCUAAAGGUGAAUACGUCAUUGUGCUAAAGACUACCUGUGUGUACAGGCCAAUACACAGAGUUCCCUGUAUUGUUGGUGGCGGCUUGUGUCCAUAAAUCUUUUUUUUGGCAAUAGUUUGUAGUUUAACUCUACCUAGUCUGACAUUUUGGGAAAGACCCUGAUUUGCUUUCUUACCAAGAGUUAGAUGAGAAGAUCGAUACAACUCUCAUGCCGUUAAAGCCCCCCUUCACUAAAAAAAGUGUUUUUCUUAUGGUGAUGUUUGAGCUUCACUGUGCAGAAUGAUGUAUGUGCAGAGUCUGACAGUAAAAGGUUGUUCUCACAUCCAUCUGCUGAAGGGGAAAGGUUUCUUUGUGCUCACCUUAAACCUCAGCUUAACACACGUACGUGGGAUCCUGGCAGAACUGACUUUGCAGUGAAGUAGGAGACAUCGCUCAUCACUGAAACUUUUGAUGUGAGAAAUAUUUGCUUAUGCGUAGUUUCUGCAUUUUUAAUGAGGGAGAAGAAGCGGAUGCAGGUGUGAGAAUGUACUGUUUUGGUGCAAAACAAUAUCAGACAAAUUAAAAUGCAAACAUAAGUGUGGGGAUUGUUAAAUAUGAAGCUAAAGCCAGGAGAUAGCUUAGCUCAGCAUAAAGACUGGUAGCUUGGAGAGACAGCUAGUCUGGCUCUGUCAAAAGGUUAAAAAUGCUGCCAACAUCUCUAAAGUUCACUACUUAACACUUUAAAAAAGAGUUGUGGUUUUACCUUUGGUUGACGACAACAGCCCAGCAACAUUAAAGAUCCCCUCCAAACAUGUUUUAGGUUAGAAACAAAUGCUUGGAACAAUAAUGUGUUUUUUUCCACACAAAAGUCUAAUCUGUGAAUAUGCAAAUGUAUCCUCCUUCACUGUAAAGUCUCAGUGGAUGUCACUGGUGGAUCACACUGUAAAGUUGCAUACUGGACCAGGACUAACUUCCAGACUAUUUGUGAUGUCACAAAUCCUGC
Morone saxatilis (striped sea-bass) is the source of this 9032-nucleotide messenger RNA. RefSeq names its product SH3 and PX domains 2Aa (gene sh3pxd2aa). NCBI's taxonomy places the organism in Eukaryota, Metazoa, Chordata, Actinopteri, Moronidae. Gene Ontology annotation, biological process: superoxide anion generation. The transcript is spliced from 16 exons. Gene Ontology annotation, molecular function: protein binding; superoxide-generating NADPH oxidase activator activity; phosphatidylinositol binding. The record is from RefSeq and is a predicted model, not a curated record. Gene Ontology annotation, cellular component: cytoplasm. The coding region runs from base 532 to 4152 and encodes 1206 amino acids.